UCAUACGUCAGAUCCUGAGGAAAAGUAACAGCUGACUGUGCAGAGAGGUUUCAUAUCCAGAAAUAGUUUUGUAAAUCCUUCGUGUUUAGAUUAUUGUUUGUUUUAGUGUUUUAUUGUCUGUUUCUUGUUAAACUCGUUUCUUUUAAUUUUCUCGUCGGUCGUGACAAAAGGUAAAUACAACAGGCUGUCGACCAAAAUCCUUUUAAAAAUACGUCUGAUAAAGCAUCGAUAAGCUUUACUUACGGUGAACCUGGACUUAAUAAAACUACAGGUCAACAUAUAAAGGCUUUAAGAGAGCAGCUCUGAUGCCUUCUCAGAAGAGACGCAUACCGGACCGAUGGCUGAACUACUGUCCUGUAGGACGCAGGAUACCAGGGACUCGGUUCAUCGCCUUCAAAGUGCCGUUUAAAGAGUCUCUGAACUGUCAGCUGCCUAAGUCUGACUCCUUCAGUCUGUGGGACCUGCUGGACUCUGUGGAGAGUCAGAACCAGGAGCUGGGUCUGAUCAUCGACCUCACCUUCACCACGAAGUACUACGAACUAACAGACGUUCCGCAGUCCUGCUUUUACACCAAAAUCUUAACACAGGGCCACCGGGUUCCUUCCAAUGCCACCAUCCUGAGCUUUAAACAGGCCGUGAGACGAUUCCUGAAGGAGAACCAGGACAAUGACAAGCUGAUUGGAGUCCACUGCACCCACGGCCUGAACCGCACCGGCUACCUGGUCUGCAGGUACCUGAUCGACGUUGACGGCUUCGACCCGCUGACCGCUCUGGAGCUUUUUAACUCCUGCAGAGGUCAUUGCAUCGAGAGGAAGAACUACCUCCGCGACCUGCAGAGCGCUGCCAAGAGGAGCAAUGACGCCAUCGACCAUCCACAGCAGGCGGCAGCCAGAGGGCUCGCUGUGGAGAGACCGCCACAGACCACCAGACAAGACCAAAGACCGCCACAGACCACCAGACAGGACCAGAGACCGCCACAGGCCACCAGACCAGACCAAAGACCGCCACAGACCACCAGACCAGACCAAAGACCGCCACAGACCACCAGACAGGACCAGAGACCGCCACAGACCACCAGACAAGACCAAAGACCGCCACAGACCACCAGACAGGACCAGAGACCGCCACAGGCCACCAGACCAGACCAAAGACCGCCACAGACCACCAGACAGGACCAGAGACCGCCACAGGCCACCAGACAAGACCAAAGACUGCCACAGACUACCAGACCAGACCAGAGACCGCCACAGACCACCAGACAUGACCAAAGACCGCCACAGACCACCAGACAGAACCAAAGACUGCAACAGACCACCAGACAGGACCAAAGACCGCCACAGACCACCAGACAGGACCAAAGACUGCAACAGACCACCAGACAAGACCAAAGACCGCCACAGACCACCAGACAGGACCAAAGACUGCAACAGACCACCAGACAAGACCAAAGACUGCAUCAGACCACUAGAGAGGAGGGACAGCUGUUUCAGAACAUCACCACCGCUGCUGCUGAACAGGACGGACACGGUUCUGUUUCUGAUCACCAAGAGGCGGCGCCAUCAUUUAGUGAUGAUCCAGCGCAGUCUGAACGACCGGCUGGUAACCGUCGUAGACGCAGAGCUCGACGUCACACAUCUCAGGUCCUGUGUAAUACAUCCUCCCCUCAUCACCUGACCCCAAAGCCCCGCCUCCAGGUGACUGAAACAGCUGCUCUGAUUAUUGAUCGAUGAUCUACUGUGAUCUUUCUCAUUGUUUCCUGCAUUAGAAACAUGACAGCUGUUGAUUAGGAGUCAGAUUCUGGAACAAAGCAGAACUUUUCCAUUAAUAUAUUGACAGAUACACCACAACAUUAUGACUGCUGACAGGUGAAGAGAAUAACAUCAGUCAUCUUGUUAUAAUGCAAUGUCCUGCUGGGAAACCUUGAGUCCUGACAUUCUUGUGGAUGUUUGACAUGUACCACCCUCCUAAACAUUGCAGGUCAAGUAACCCCCCAUGGUAACAGCAGUCCCUGAUGCCAGUUGUCACCCUCAGCAGGACAAUGUACCCCGAGACACCACAAAGAGAUGUAGAGAUGAUGGAUGGAGAUUUGAUCUGUAAUAUUUCUGUUCAGCUGUCAAAGUUUAAAGCUUUUUGUCUGAUGAGCUCGGAAUAAAAAAUGAAACUUUGUGUUUUGAGUUUGACUCAAACUCGAUUGUUGUUUUUGAUUGUUUGAUUAAAACUUAGGUUUGUUUCAGACCAACAGGCCAUCAGCUGAUGAAGGUCAUGUGUUGUGAUUAAAAUCUCCAGAAGAGAUACUAAAUGAACCCCUGCUGACUUUCCACAAGUUUCCUUUAACAGAGAGCUGCUCCAGUCUGCUCCCACUUCUCUGCUCGGCUGGUUUUCUUUUUGAGGAUCAUAAAAAAUGUUUCAGUGAAAAUGUGAAUUCAUGUAGAAAAGAUUAAAAUGUUAAUGUUGAGUAAAUGUUUUUAUGUCAGACGUCAACAUGGAAAUGCAACCCAGCAACAACCAACCACAGAAAAUUAUCACAGAAUAAAGCCAGUUUAUUGUCAA
Molecule: messenger RNA, 2550 nt
Organism: Amphiprion ocellaris (clown anemonefish)
Lineage: Eukaryota; Metazoa; Chordata; Actinopteri; Pomacentridae
Product: RNA/RNP complex-1-interacting phosphatase
Exons: 3
Coding region: 306-1730 (474 amino acids)
Biological process (GO): dephosphorylation
Molecular function (GO): protein tyrosine/serine/threonine phosphatase activity; polynucleotide 5'-phosphatase activity
Source: RefSeq, a predicted model, not a curated record